Cinara cedri is the source of this 330-nucleotide messenger RNA. NCBI's taxonomy places the organism in Eukaryota, Metazoa, Arthropoda, Insecta, Hemiptera, Aphididae. The record is from the annotation of a GenBank genome assembly.
AUGUCGUGCGGCCGGGUCGGCGGGAGGAGCGGGACGGCAGAGGGGGAAUACGAGGAAAAAGUAGACUCGGCGGGACCGUCGCCGCCGCCGCCGCCGCCGCUGCCACCGCCGGAGAGAGGCCGUAAAGGCGUCGGGACGCCGCCGCCGCCGCCACCGCCGCCGCCGUGUCAGCGCCAGAUGCCGCUGCGACCGGGCGACUCCCGGGUUAUGAUUUAUCUGUUGCUAUCGCCGACUUAUUACGUUGUCUCGGCCGGCGCAUUCGGCUCUGUUCUUGUCAUGUUUACAACCGCACUGCGAGCCUCCGCCGCCGUCUUUUUGCGGCUCAUCUGA